AAAUCGUAAUCAAACUUCAAAGGCAAUUUCCAGUGAAACUUAAAUCAUUUAUAUUAUUCUUUAUGGAAUCUCUGCCAGUCCGACCUCUCACCUCUGCGUAAACAAAAUAAAAUCGAAUAGAUAACGAUUAACGAGCACCUAAGUAGUGUUACCACUAAUAAAAAAAUAUUAUAUUUCACUUAACUGUAAUACAGUAUUAGGCAUAAAUUGAAAAAUCUACCUAUAUAAUCUACAUUACUGUCGUUAAUACAAUUGAAUAAGACCUAAUUUUUCUUAAGCUUCACAAAAAGAUAAAACAAUCCUAUUAAAGUAUACACCGAAAUCUAAUUAAGUUAAUCCUGAGUUAAUGUUAAUUGUCGACUUGGUAGUAUACUUAUUACAUAAAAGCAGGUAAAUGCAUUUUAUCGGCAGAGUAGAACAUUCCUUAGCAACUUGGUCUUUUUUUUUCUUAAUGACAAGUAACUAUUCUUUUACGUAUAUAUUCUCUUAAACUAUGUAGAAGUAUAAAAAAAAUUAAUAAAAGGGCCGGAUCAACGCCAUAGAAAAGUUACACGUGAAGACGAUUUUUAAACUUUAUAUUUAACUCUUUCUAUCGCGAAGAAAACAAUUUGGACUUAUAAAUUGUGAAACACGUAUAGUUUUAUCGGACCCAAAAAACGUACUAUAAUUAUUACUAAGUCAUACCUAUACGUAUUUUUAUAAACAUUUUUUAAUUGGUUUCGAACUUUUCCGUGGUGAAAAACUGAAAAUUUCAGUCAAAAUUCUCUGAAAUGAUAAAAGCGAAACGUUUAUAGUAGCGGGUAGCCCGUGGGACAUGGAUCAUCAAGGAAAUUAUUGUAAAUUAACCAAAUAAAAAUAAAAAAAGGUACCACUUACCGAAAUCAAGUAAUGAACAAGUAACCAUGUACCUAUCUAUAUUUAUUAUUUAAUAACUUCGUAGCCCUAUGGUAAAUCCAAAUUCUAUAUUUCUAACAUCUAUUCGAAUAUUUCUUAAAAAUGUAAAAAUGCCCAUAUUAAAUAUUAAUUAUAACUUGAAAUAUAUAUCAUUUUGUUUUUUUAUUUACAAAUUAUUAACCAACUUUUCCUAAUUUAGUGUUGUAAAAGGUAAAAUAACCUAUCGUUUUUUAUCAAUUAGUACUGAAAUAUUUUUAAGCAUUUUACAAAAAAGUCUAUUUUGUACUAGAAGCUAUGCGACGGUUGACGAAUGGUGAAAUGUAGAUUUUCUCUACCAAAAUAACGUGACGAUUUUUUUCUAUAGAUUUUGGAAACAAAAUCCGAUGACAAGAUAAUGAUUAAACUUUAGCAAUUUAUAACUUGUUGACUAAAACUAAAGUUUGGAUCUCGAUUUACUUCAUCUGAAAACGAAAAUUGUAUUUCUUAUUUGGAAAUUUGGAUGGUUAUUCAACUGUAUUUCAAUGAAAAAUGGCUUAUAGUACAAAAUCAAUUAAAGUAUAUGAUUUUAACAGUUCAGAUACUGAAAAUAAUAACACCUUUUUUAAGAGUCGCAAUAAAAAACGAAAAACUAAGUCAGAGUUAGAUAAAACAACAAGACCAUCUUAUCUACAAUCAAUGGAAUCUUACAGAAACUUUAUGCAAAUUAGAAGACAAUGUAAUGUUUCUACAUCAAAAUCAAAAAUUAAAAAGGAAUAUUCAUCAAAACUUUCAAACACUAAUUAUAGUUGGCGUGAUGUAAAAAAAAAUACGUUACCUCAAAAAAAUAAACUGGAUAAUCAGCUUACCAAAAUCCAUAAGAAUGAUAAAAACAUAAAUUUAGACAAACAAGUUGAAGUUAUUGUAGAAUCGUCAUCAGAUUCUGAUUUUCCUGAUUUAAAAUAUUUGAAAUACUACAGAGUGUUUCCUAAAAACAAAACUCUUCUUACUUCUUCGCCAAAAACUAAACUUAAAUCAAUUGACACUAACUUAACAGUUGCUUCAAGCAAGGAAACUAUAUUUAAAAAAAAUACAUCUAUAGAUUGUAAAACUAGUAAUGUAUCUAAACAGCAUAUUAAAUCUAUUUUAAAUGACUGUAGUCUUUCUGAUGUCUUAGUUGUUAGAAAAGAUUUUGGAGAAAGAGACGAUUCAGUUGCAUAUAAUGAUUAUACAAAUUUCAAAGUAAAUUCAAUAACACCAAAUGCUAUUCCGUUAAACAUAAGUUUAAGUGACUAUAGUGUUACUAUACCUAAAGAACCUUCAGUAGUGGCUAUUAAUGUACCAGAGUUAUUUGCCAAAGAUUCUGAUGUUAAACAAAAAAACCAAUUGAGUAAACUUAAAGAUAAAUCCGCAAUUACAUCUAGACACGCUACUACAGCACCAGAAAUCUGUAGAAUUAAAAAGUCAAAGAAACGUAUAAAUAAACCUAGCACACAUGUGUUAUCAUCAAAUAAUAAUUUGAGCAUUUUAAAAAUUAAAAGACCAACCAGGAUGAACAAAAGCAAUCAAUCUAUAAGCGACAAAAUGGAUAUUGGUUUGGAAUAUAAUGUAUGUAACGAUAUGGUAGAAUUAGAAAACGGUACUUUAGUACCAGCAUUUUUAGCGACCUUAAAUCCUAAAAUAACAAAUAAAACACUUUGUGCAUGUGGUAUUUCUUCGUCUGAAGUACCUCUCAUCUGGACCGAAUCUUUUCACGAAAUGCUACAUAAAAAUGUUCAUAAGUUAAAUUUUAAAGGAAAUAUACCGAAUAAUGGAGUUAUUAACAUUAAGGAAAGUGGAUUGUCUUAUUUUAUUGUCAAAGUAAAUGGGAAUUUAAAGAAUGAAAAACUUGAAACAACCAUACAAAAUGUAAAUGACUUUGUGAAUUUGGAAUAUGGAAUACUUGAACAAAACUUCAACGUAUCACAUUCUGUUUAUUUAGCUGUAAUACCUAGUUUAAAAGUGAUUGGAUUUUUAGCAGUAGAGCCGAAAUAUCAUGCGUUUAAAUUUGUAGACAAUAAACUCACUGAAGAUAUAGUUCCUAUCAAGUUUGGGGUGCUUAAAAUUUGGAUAUCAAUCAACUAUAGAAGUAAACAAGUAGACACAAAUUUAAUGAACUUUUUUUUAGAAAGUGAAAAAAUUUGUAAAAAUGAAAUUGCUUUUACAUUGUCUGGUUGUGAGGGAGUUGAAUUUGUUAAGAGCUUUAUUGAAAAUGAAAAUAUACUAAUAUAUACCUAAAACUUACUAAUAAAAAUUAAUAGCAAACUAAAAGUAUUUUUAGUUAAAUAAAAAUAUAGAUCACUUGAUAUUACAAUUUGUUUGUUAAAAGUUAAACAGU
Molecule: messenger RNA, 3247 nt
Organism: Adelges cooleyi (spruce gall adelgid)
Lineage: Eukaryota; Metazoa; Arthropoda; Insecta; Hemiptera; Adelgidae
Exons: 2
Coding region: 1423-3147 (574 amino acids)
Source: RefSeq, a predicted model, not a curated record